GGAGAGGAAGAGAAAGGGCCAGGAGGGGAGCGCGGCGGGCACCUCGGCCGGGCAGCCCGCGAGCAAGGCGCCGCCAUUCCGCUGCUCGGGGCGCCGCCGCCGCCGCCACCGCGCCCGGGGGCCAUGCUCCCGCCGCCCCCGCGCCAGCCGCCACCCCAGGCGCGUGCGGCCCGGGGCGCGGUGCGCCUGCAGCGGCCCUUCCUGCGCGGCCCGCUGGGCGUGCUGCGGCUGCUGCAGCUGCUGGCCGGCGCCGCCUUCUGGAUCACCAUCGCCACCAGCAAGUACCAGGGUCCCGUGCACUUCGCGCUCUUCGUGUCCGUGCUCUUCUGGCUGCUGACCCUGGGCCUCUACUUCCUCACGUUGCUGGGCAAGCACGAGCUGGUGCCCGUGCUGGGCUCGCGCUGGCUCGUGGUCAACGUGGCGCACGACCUGCUGGCGGCCGCGCUCUACGGCGCCGCGACGGGCAUCAUGAUCGACCAGACGCAGCGCCACAGCUACUGCAACCUCAAGGAUUACCCGCUGCCCUGCGCCUAUCACGCCUUCCUGGCGUCCGCCGUCUGCGGCGGUCUCUGCCUCGGCCUCUACCUGCUCUCGGCGUUCUACGGCUGCUGCCGCCGCUGCCAGGGCAAGCAGGAGGUGGUGUGAGGCCGCCCGCGCCCGCCGCGGCCCCGAUCGGGGCGGGGGACCCUCCGGAGACCAGCGCCCCCGGUCCUUCCUGCUGCCGCUGCCCCGCGCCGGUGCGCCCUGGCACCCUCCCCUUGCCCUGCGUUUCCACUGCCACCCGCGCCCAUAAAGCCGACACGCGGGUCCCGCCCGACGACAGCGCAACAGCCCGGCGUCCGGAUCGCCGGGCGGGACGCGCCGUCUCCAGGGACCAGCGCACAGCUGCGAUCCGAGGGGCGGACGCACACUCCAGAUGGGCCGCCCCGAGGCGAAACCUCGCGGUUCCUCUUCCCCUUCCCUGCAGAGAGCGAGACGUGGACAGGCGCCGCGUAGAUCCGGGGGAGGCUCCCAAAUUGGAACCAGCCUCACAGCUGCGCCACGGCCCCCUUCCCUCCUGCCCCGCGGUCGGAAGAGCACCCCCUUCCCUGGCCCCUCUUCCAGCCUCCGGUGCUGUAAAAGACAGGCGCCAGCCGCGGGCGGAGCUGGGGACAGGCCUCAGCUGGUCCCAGGAUGAGCGAGGAGUUUGGCUUUAGCAUGGGAUUGUGCGGGCACCCUGCGCAGCCUCUCCCCAUCUCUCGGUGCUUUGAUGUUUUGGGGUGGGGCCCAUCUGCGGAGGUGGGGACGGGUAGGAAGGGCCCGCGGGCUGCACCUUUACACUUCGGAGUUUUCUCUCGCCUCUGCCUACUCCGCCUUUGUCCCUGCAGUUUAUGCAGGCCGGUCCCAAACACACGCUAACUUUCCUGGCCUCUCAGUGACACAAGUCUCUUCUCAGCCUUCUACUCCCCUCCCCUCACCCCCCAAUAUGUUUGCAUUAGGAAUCCCACGACCAUCGAGGAAUGUUAGGGUGAGCCCCUCCCCUUCUUUUUGCAGGUGGGGACCGGGAGCCUGCUCUCGGGAACAGCCAGAGUAAGAUUAGAAUCGGGUCUGUGCGCUCGCAGUCCAGCGCUGUUUGCAGGAGAGGAGAGGGUGAGCCCGGACCGCUGGCUCGGGAGCUAGCUCUCUGAUUCAAGGCCAACUAGGUUUGUCAACGGUGCUAUCUCCCCUUCUUGGAGAUUGGCCCUGCUCAUUAGCCUGUCAAAGACUGAGAAUGCCGCAGUUACAGGAGCCCAAGUAAUUUAGUUUACUGUAUUAACUGCUUUUGGGCCUGGGCCAGUAUUUCCCACCUUAGGGCUCCAAGCAGUCCUGUGCUGUCGCGGAGCUCUCAUUCCUCAGGGGCCCAACCCAUUGGCUGUGUUCUGUUUGAAGAUUUGGGGAGCUCCAUCCAUUUCCCAGGGAAUUUCUGUAGCAGAGGGAGGGACCCACCCCAGUGAGGAAGGAGAUUGCUGCCCCUAACCAGCCAGAGACUUGGUGGACUUGAACAUCUCUUUGCAUUGAUGAAGAAAUGAAGCCAAGGUUAUCCAGAUGGUUUCCGAGUCUAAAAAGGAAAGUCACCUGUAAAAGAUCUGGGCUUUGAACGUGAACAGCUGGGAGGGUGGGGCCCGCUCACCAAAGAGAAGAAAAAUCUCUGGAACUGGGGUGCACUGCUGGCUGGGCCUCAAAGGUUUCCAUGUUGCUGGGGCCGUGGAGAUUUCCAGGGUUGGCCAUAGCAGCUUCUCCCAGGGCCCGCUUCCCUGGGCUGGGCACACCAUUCAGGCCUGGGCCAGCAGAAGGUUUCACAGUCCUCACUGGUAGUAGGGGGAGGUGGGGAGAGGGGUGACCUCUGCCCCACAGCUUCCUUUCCACACCAUCCCGUAGAAGAGUCAAGAUGGGUGAAGAUUGAUUGUGCCUCAGCUGAAGAGAAUUCCUGAUUCUCCUUGUGCUAUGACUUGGACAUAAGAUUCUGAACACCUGGAACUGAGCUGUGCACCCCAGUACCCUAAACAAUGGGUUUGAGUUUGAGCUUUUGUUCUUUUUUCUUUUUCUAGGUCACCAUGUAAGUUGCAUCCUCAGCUCAGGUCCAGCCCCCUCAGGAUCCCCUUCUUCCCCCCAGCCCCUGGUGCUGUCUGUGGUCAGGUGACCUUACUCAGGAGCAGAUAGCUCCUUGGCCUUCAUGGGGCCUCAUCCAUCCAGACGUGCCUGUAGCAUUCCAGAGCUCACUGGCUCUUCUAGAUGUGCCUUCCCGCUCGCUUCCAGCGGCUUGGCGGUCCCUCUGUCUGCCAGAUGUGAGACAGACUCGUAAGACGGCCGGCACACCUGCCCUCCCCUUCCGGGUCCUGUGCCGUAGGAAUGGCCAUCUGACCUGGCCUAGCACUUUUGGAUACUGCAGGCAGUCUCAGAAGCCUCUCUCUUUGGACACCAGGACUCAGUCCAGCCCAAGGCCACCUGGGCAGCUCCCAGCCCAAAAGCCUGGGACCACUUGCAGACCCAGGAGAGGAUUUCUACAGUGUUCUGCCAAGGCCAAAAAGGAGGGAUGAUGGGGGUUAGGGAGAGGGGACUGAUGUGCCUCAUUCAGUAGUUUAGUGGUGAUUACUAAUAUGCUUUUCCAAAUAAAGUUUGGUUGUCUGA
Lemur catta (Ring-tailed lemur) is the source of this 3147-nucleotide messenger RNA. It is a transcript of the gene MARVELD1, whose product is annotated as MARVEL domain containing 1. Gene Ontology annotation, molecular function: structural constituent of myelin sheath. Gene Ontology annotation, biological process: myelination. The transcript has 2 exons. Gene Ontology annotation, cellular component: membrane. NCBI's taxonomy places the organism in Eukaryota, Metazoa, Chordata, Mammalia, Primates, Lemuridae. The record is from RefSeq and is a predicted model, not a curated record. Bases 124 to 645 code for a protein of 173 amino acids.